GAGGCCAGUCGCUGUAUGUUGACUUCAGUCAUGAGCCCGCGAAUGGCGCAAGAAGCUUCACCAGCAAGGAAUCGAAGCGCACAGACGCAAACGUGCACACACCGAAUCGCCGUCGCUGUGUCGACUAUAUUUGAAGGGAUGUCUCGGAUCCCAUUGAUUGUCUCGUAUUUGGACCCGAAUUGUCAACUAUGAAGGAAACCAGCAGAGAGAUGCGGUGUUUUUCGCUCCCGAGAUGUAGAUUCGACGCUCGUCAUGGCAAGAGGAAUCUGAAUUGAGAAUUAUGUGGUCUAGGGCUUCGGAAGGUUGGGAGGAAGAGGUAAUUUGGCAAGAUGUUGGACUUCCACGAGCAGAUUGUCGGAGAGGUCGUUCAGGAAGAUGGGAUUGUAGUAAUGGGCGCAGGAUUAGGGCUGCCUCAGGUUUUGGCAUCACUUCUUACUCUCCAUUCUCCUGCUCAAGGCCUCAUCCUCAUUCUGGCUUCGAGCGAUUCCGAGCGGGAGUAUGUGCGAGAAGAGAUGCAGGCGGUGGAUCCCCAGGCCAGUACUCUGGUGGAGAUUAAUAAUGAGUACACGAGUGCAGAGAGAGUGAGCUGCUACGCCAAAGGGGGAAUGUUUGUCAUCACUUCCCGAAUCCUCAUCGUCGAUAUGCUUAAUGAUCGAGUGCCACUUCACAAUGUGGCGGGGAUCAUUGUCUGUAAUUGUCAUAAGGUUACCGAAACUUGUGCUGAGGCAUUCAUUUUGAGGCUUUACCGCCAAGCAAACAAAACAGGAUUUAUCAGGGGCUUUUCUGACAAGCCACAGCAAAUGGUCGCAGGAUUUGGAAAAACCGAACGUAUAAUGAAAAGCUUGUUUGUGAGGAGAUUACAUUUGUGGCCUCGAUUUCAGCUCUCUGUGAGUGCCGCCUUGGAGAGUCACCCGCCGGAUGUGAUCGAUAUUCGGAUGCCUCUGACUCCUGCAAUGGAAGGAAUUCAAACAGCAAUUAUAGAAGUUAUGGAUGCUUGCUUGAAAGAGCUGCGGAAAACGAACAGGGUUGAUAUCGAGGAAUUGACGGUAGAGAAUGGUCUUUUCAAGUCAUUUGCAGAGAUAGUUCGGAGGCAAUUGGAUCCAAUUUGGCAUACUGUCGGGAGGAAAACAAAGCAGCUGGUGGGGGAUCUGGAAACUUUGAGGAAAGUUGCAGAAUAUCUUCUGAGAUAUGACGCCGUCACUUUUCUCAAAUAUCUCGACAAUCUUCGGCUGUCAGAGGGCGCAAGAUCUGUUUGGCUUUUUGCUGCACCAACUCUUCGAAUUUUUGAGUUGGCCAAGCGAAGGGUUUACAAGAUAAUGAGGACUAAUUCGAAGGUAGAGGUAAAGAGUAAAUUUAUUACGGCACAAACGCAACCGCGGAAACCCACAAGGGCUCCUUCAAAGCGCAAAAGUGCACCCGAAUCAGCCCCGAUUGGUUUUGGAAUAUUGAAUGGAGUUAGUCAGUUUUCUGAUGGGAAGAGAAUCAAAUUAGAACCUUCCGAAACAGGAAGUGCAGCUUCCGUUCUGGACAUGCGCGAGGAUUUGGUAAUGCUUGACAUGCUCAAGGAUGCUGAGAACGAAAACAAGGAAGAAAGAGAGACGAUUGCACCUGCAGACACCCAGAGCAUUGAGCUCGAUGUUGUCGUGGAGGAGAUGCCGAAAUGGAGAAUUUUGAGGGAAGUGUUAGAGGAGAUUGAGGAAGAAAGGAAGCAAGUAACUGAAGCUGCCACAGAAGAGACUAUGUCUCAGGAUGCUUGGGGUGAAGGAGGUGGAGCAGUACUCGUAGCCUGCAAGGAUGAACGGACAUGUUUGCAGCUCAACGACGUUAUAUUGAAAGGCCCGCAGAAGCUGAUGCGGGAGGAGUGGAAUAGAUAUCUCAUCAGUAAAGUAGAGCUGCAGAAGAUACGCCAGCGUGCAAAGAAGAAGGCCAGUUAUAGUAAGGGCACAGGAAGCAUGGGAGUAGGAGUGUAUAACGGCGUGGUCCAAAAUAGGAUGAAUGUAGUCAGAGAGAACUUUAGUGGUGCACAGCAGCAAGAGCAGGAUGCACUUCUGGCAGCAGCUGCCCAAGUCGAGAAAGAAAUUAUUGUUCCUAAUGAACAGAUCGUUGAGAAUGGUACUAAGGGCCGAGGAAGAGGGAGAGGACGAGGACGCGGGAGAGGAAGAGGAAGAGGGAAGGGUAGAAAUAGCGAUAAGGACGUGGAUGGUGGCGGGGUUAAGAAGAAGAAUGGUACAGGGAGAGGUCGAUCGCACACAGAAAAGAAGGACGCAGGUGUUGAAGAGAUCCAGGAUCCCAACUCAGCCUCUAAAAUCUCAGGCGAAGCACUAGGUGCAGAUCAAAGUUUUGCCGGGCCGCUGGGCUCGUCAAUGGAGCAUGAAAUGCCUUUUAAAGCGUCUGAAGAAAGUUCUGAAGUUCAGGAAGAUGAGGGAGCUAGAAAACCCGUUCCCCCAGUACACUACUAUGCGUUGGAGAGCAAGCAACGUGUUCUUGAUUUGAUUAAGCCACACUUUGUGGUCAUUUAUGAUCCCGAUAUGAGUUUUGUAAGAGAAUUAGAAGUUUACAAAUCGGAACAUCCACUUCGGCCUCUAAAAGUGUAUUUUCUGAUAUACGAAGAAUCCACCGAAGGUCAAAAAUUCGAAGCUAGCAUUAGAAGGGAAAAUAAUGCAUUUGAGUCUCUCAUCAGACUGAAGGCUUCACUACUAAUCCCAGUUGACCAGGAUGGACGAUUGCUAGACAUUAGAGAUCCGAGUCAAUCUGCGACUGGAGUUUCCUUAGCACCAUCAACUAGGAAGGCUGGUGGCAGGAAAGUAGAAGCGAAGCAAAUGCAGGUAAUUGUCGACAUGAGAGAGUUCGGAAGUAGCUUACCAUGCGUAUUGCACCAGCAGGGGAUGCGCAUAUUACCAGUAACUCUGGAGGUUGGAGACUACAUUUUGUCACCUGAUAUCUGUGUAGAGCGGAAAAGCAUAUCAGAUUUGUACUCAAGCUUCGCAUCAGGUCGUCUUUAUCAUCAGGCCGAAACCAUGACACGGUACUAUCGCCUUCCGGUGCUACUCAUUGAGUUUGCACAGGAUAAAAGCUUUUCUUUGCAGUCAGCAAGUGACGUAGGUGAAGACAUCUUGCCAGCGAAUAUUGUAUCGAAAAUGUCUUUAUUAGUACUUCAUUUCCCACGACUGCGGAUCGUGUGGUCCCGGAGUCUCCAUGCAACAGCCGACAUAUUUGCUUCUCUAAAAGCCAAUCAAGAUGAGCCUGACCUAGAGCGGGCCAUGCGUGUUGGAGUUCCCACUGAAGACGGCCUGAUCGAAGGAGACAUGAGGGCUGAAAACUUCAAUACAACCGCAGUGGAGCUGCUUCGUCGGCUCCCUGGUGUCAGCGAUGCCAAUUACCGCUCCAUUAUGGACAGUUGCAAGAGCUUAGCAGACCUGGCUCUGACGCCUGUGGAGCGACUGGUGGAGAUAAUGGGAGGUCAACGACCUGCCCGAAUGCUGAGAGACUUCCUCGAUGCUAAGUGUCCUGUCCUCUGAAACUCUCUCUACACUCUCUUCCAUCAGCAGCAGUGGCGUCUAUUUAUUGAAUUCACAUACAUCCUCGACACAAGGAUGAAAAGCUUCCGUCACACAGUGGAGCGUAUUUGCUGUACUCAAAAUGGGGAGAGGAAAACUUCGUUGUACGCUAGGCAAUCUGUACAUUUGUUGUCAUGCAGUUAAUCAGCUUGGAGCAUGGCAGAGCUCAAGCACCCUCGAUACAGUAGUUAGUUCCUGGGGUCCUUGAUGUCUGACACAGCGUUAAAUUUCAGGGGCGUGUGUACUUUACAGGAAGGAAAGAGUUGAUUCUUGGGUGAUGCCCUUUGCAUUAGGCUGCGCGCAUCACCCAUUGUGGACACCUUGUCCACAUGUCAAGAUAGUAACUUACAGCAUACUAGAUCAAGUAUGUAACUGACACGAAGGUUGGAAAAUAAAGGUUCUGGAUGACUGGAUGGA
This is a messenger RNA of Marchantia polymorpha subsp. ruderalis, 3974 nucleotides long. NCBI's taxonomy places the organism in Eukaryota, Viridiplantae, Streptophyta, Marchantiopsida, Marchantiales, Marchantiaceae. The record is from the annotation of a GenBank genome assembly.